Messenger RNA from Austrofundulus limnaeus, 2109 nucleotides. RefSeq names its product glutamate receptor ionotropic, kainate 3. The record is from RefSeq and is a predicted model, not a curated record. Lineage: Eukaryota; Metazoa; Chordata; Actinopteri; Cyprinodontiformes; Rivulidae.
UUCUUUUUUUAAUGCUGGAAGGUUCAGAUCUGUGUUUUAGGUGAAAUGCACUCAUGUAACUGACAUUUUCUUUUGCCUCAAUCCACCUCUGCUGCAGUGGUGAGCAUCCCUUCUAUUCGAGCUGCAGCUUGCUUUUUUUUUAUUUUUAAUGGUUCUUUGUAGAAGAAUGAAAAAUGAAGAGCUGAAUAUGCACUAAGCAAUCAGUGAUUAAUGCUUUCAUUGACACAGACAGAAUGUUUCAAAUAACCACAAGCGUGUCUUUUCUUAGUGGCCUCACCUUCUGACACUUGCUAUUUUUUUUUUUAUCUCAGAUCUGUGGAACACUUUGGGGCUUUUCUCUUUUUAUUUAUUCAUUUGCUUGAGGCAGUGAAAGAUGGAACUUGUACCUCGAUUCAAAAAAAGUAAAAAGAAAAGAAAAAGGAAAGUGAGAAACAAAAAGAAAUGUGUGUAUUAUUUAAAAUAAUCUUGUGAAAUCCUAGAACAAGUAUAUUUAAUAUGCUGCACAUUUUAGCACAGCAAAUGAUCUGGAUCCCUCUCACCUCCACGGCACACUUGGACAGAGUUGACAGCUAUGCGUAACGACGCGUGCCUCUAGUGGCACCGUGGAAGGAGGGUCGUCAUACGCACAGCUUUCUGCACUACCUUCCCAUCCAGUACAAACUAAAAGAUUUGUAAAAUGAAAACUGGGUAACGAGGAUCCUUAAAAAAAAAGGAAGAAAAAAAACAACAACAACAGAGGGACGUUCAUCAGUGACCAUCCUCCUGCAAUAACGGUGCGCUACUGGAGCGGAGCGGCUUUCCUCCACUGCGUUUGGAGCCGUUAUCAGAAGUGGAACGAAGGACUGGAGUGAUUAAACUGCAAGAAGCAUUUCUGAGCCACCGAAGUCUGUUGAAAUUCCUCAACAUUUCUCUCUCUUUUUUCCCCCUCUUCUUUCUUUCGGAGGACAGAAUCAGUCGAGGAGAACUAAACUUCCGCAGGCGCAGUUCUCCUCUUCCACAGCGGUGCAGGAGUUCGGCUCGGCUGCUGCUGCCGUGCCAUAGUUGCCUUACUUCCCUGUAAGUCAGAAAGCUUCGUCUGUGAGAGGGUAUAGGGUGGGGGGAGAAAAAGACUCCUGCAGGGCAAUUACAGUCGCAGGUUUUCGCUGAUCCUCCUGUGAGGGACCAGGAGAGGGGUUAUCCUCAUCGUUCAAAGACUGAGAGGCAGGUGGGGGRAAAAAAAAGAAACCCAAGGAGAAUGUUGCACCAAGAACAAURAGUGCAGAGUUGUCGCAUGUACCCAUUUCCACAUAUGUUCCGUAGAAUUCAGUUUUGAUGAGCGAUUCUGACUCGUCUUUGGAAUUUUAAAAGAAAAGAAAAAGUGGAUCCCGCGACUUUGCAACCAUGCGAAAUACUUGGCUGUCUCCCCGGAGUGCGAUUUGGGAAUAUUGGACAUCGCUGAUUGCUUGUCUCUUUUGGAUUCAACACUCUUGCGGGAUGCCUCAUGUUAUACGGAUAGGUGGGAUUUUUGAACAAACAGAUGGACCUGUUUCACUCGUCAGUGCUGAGGAGCUUGCCUUUAAAUUUGCUGUGAACAAUAUUAACAGAAACAGGACUUUGUUGCCCAACACAACAUUAACAUAUGACAUACAGAGGAUUAAUAUCUAUGACAGCUUUGAAGCAUCAAGAAAAGCUUGUGACCAGCUGUCUUUAGGUGUGGUUGCAAUAUUUGGGCCUUCACAUAGCUCCUCAUCAAAUGCUGUGCAGUCCAUCUGCAAUGCACUUGAAGUGCCGCACAUCCAGGUGCGGUGGAAACAUCACCCCAUGGACAACAGGGACACCUUUUAUGCCAAUUUAUACCCGGAUUAUUCUUCGUUAAGCUAUGCUAUUUUGGACCUUGUACAGUUUCUCAAAUGGAAAACAGCCACUGUUGUAUAUGAUGACAGCACAGGUCUAAUAAGGCUGCAGGAGCUGAUAAUGGCCCCAUCAAGAUACAACAUACGAUUAAAGAUUCGCCAGCUUCCUCUUGACACGCAGGAUACAAGACCUCUUCUGAAAGAAAUGAAGAGAAGUCGGGAGUUUCGCAUCAUCUUUGAUUGUAGUCACCACAUGGCUGCACAGAUUCUGAAACAG